Molecule: messenger RNA, 3234 nt
Organism: Bathycoccus prasinos
Lineage: Eukaryota; Viridiplantae; Chlorophyta; Mamiellophyceae; Mamiellales; Bathycoccaceae
Exons: 1
Coding region: 1-3234 (1077 amino acids)
Biological process (GO): intracellular signal transduction; peptidyl-serine phosphorylation
Molecular function (GO): protein serine/threonine kinase activity; ATP binding
Source: RefSeq, a predicted model, not a curated record
AUGAGUGCCCCUCCUCCUCCUCCUCCUCAUUCUCAUCCUCCUGUUCGGGCGGUGACGUUGAAGAACGUGUCCUGCUUGGGGGAAGAGUUGGAGAAGGAGCAAAAAGAGAAACAAAACGGAGAGGAGGAAUUUGCGACGACGAAGGAGUUCAUCAGUGCUUCGACACGUGGGGAUGGUUUCCGCUCAUCUGUGCCGAUGACAACAACAACAACAACAACAAGUGAUGCGAGAAUAGCAAAUAGAAAUGCGAAAAGAACUGCGGUGAAAGCUUCGUCGCCGUCGUCGAAAGUCGACGACGUUUUGCUCAUCUCCACAACGAACGAGACGCGCGCGCGUUUACAAACACUUCUCUCAGACAUUGGAGAUGAUAUUUUUCUCGUUGAAAGAGAAGAAGAGGAAGGAGGAGGUACCAACAACAAUAACGAGAAAACAGAAGGAGACGACGAAGCUCAAUCUUCGUUUCUGGAGGUUGUGCACUCCAUCGGUGAGCACUUUCUGCAGUUCCCGAACCACGCUAUGCCCAAGUGGUCGGUCUUUGCCGCGCACGCCAUCAAAAUCUUACUGAAAAGAACAGACUUGGCGACCGAAUUGCGAAAAGAAGAGAACCGAAAGAACAGACGGGCACUGUUGACGUUGUUGUUGUGUUUCACUCGCAUCACGAGUCUACACAAAAAAAUUAAAGACGAAGUCGAGUCAGCCAGCCGCGCUCAUUCCAACAACAUUAACACGGAAGCGUUCUCGAGAACAUCGUCCACGACGUCGUCGUCGUCGUCGUUUGGUGCGAUCAGAAAGAAAGAUAUCGUCGCCACGGACGAUCCCUCCACACAAAAACUCACGUUGGAGUGUUUCAAGACGUGCGAAAACUGUAAAACGAUGUACGAAGGCGUAAAAAUGAUACAAUCUUGCGUCGCACUCGCCAUCAUCUUAACUUUGCCGCAGUUAAACACGAACAACAAUAUUAAUAACAGUAGUAAUAAUAGCGAAAAAAACUCUGGGAGCACCGCGGAAGAUAGAAACGCGCAAAAAAGAAUCCAUUCGCCAGGAUCGGCGGCGCAACAAGGAAGAAAAAAUUCCUUCACCUCCUCUAGAGAAAGUUCUGCAUCACCGUCGCUUGAUAUAAUCACGAGUAAUAAUAAUCACAGAACUGCGAGUGGGUAUAAUCGUGGUUCUUCGCCGAAUCGGAUGUCUCCUUUGGAUUCUCCGACGUCGCAUUCGCGCUCGUUGCUGGGCUCCUCGCCUUUGGGCCAGUCCCAGGGGACCAGAAUUUCGAAUGAAUUCUCGAGGUUUUCAAACGUCUCCGCAAUUGCGCAGACUUUAGCAGCAGAUGAUAUUGAGCGCAAAGAUGCCUUUGAUAACAGCAGUAAGUACUCUUCGCAAUCGCCCUCGCGACGGACCAAUCAUGAUGCGAGUUUUGGGCACGACGGCGCGGCGUCUCCCACCAGGGCGGGUGCGGGCAGUCGUGUCGGACGAGGAGUCAUGAGGAAUCCUUCUCGAAUAUUCUACAGAGCUGACAUGGAGCUCGACGACGAUGAAAAUUACGACAAUCCGCAAUCAAAUUCGCAAAGUGAUACUCCAUCUGGGAGCUUAGGCGCAGCGCACGGAGGAAAACAGGUCAGUCCAGAGAGUCAGCGGAAGAUGACGUCCGUGUGCAGAAUAUGCGAGAAACCUGUUCCAUUAUCAGAGCUUGUGGCACACUCCGCGUGUUGUGCGAGCAGUCCAUUGAGUUCACCGCGAGGUGAUAAGCACUCGAGGCAACGUUCUAUGUCACCAGUAGACUAUCUACGCACCUCUUCGCUUUCGUCAUCCUUUGAGGAAAAAAUGAGAGUCUCAGAGUUGAGUAGAUCUCUGAGCGGCAACACGAAUUCUUCGGAUAGAGAUGACUUUCUCGACUAUGAAGGAAGCGGUAAUAACACUGAUAUUGGCAACACUAUCCCGCCGCAAGCACGAGUAUCCGUGGAAGAUUUCGAGGUGCUCAAGCUUAUUUCAUCGGGCGCCCACGGUCGCGUUUUCUUGGCGAAAAAGCGAGCUACGGGAGAUAUAUACGCUAUCAAAGCGAUAAAGAAAAGAGAUUUGGUGUUUAGAAACACAAUCUCUCGCUUGAAGGAAGAACGGGAUGCGCUGGUCUUAGCGGCGAACCCAUUCGUUAUCAAGUUGUUCUACGCCUUCUCAUCGGCGCGACACGUGUACUUUGUGACGGAGUACGCCAACGGCGGCGAUUUGUAUAGCCUUUUGAAACAGCUCGGCUCUUUAGAAGAAAGCAUGGCACGAAAAUAUGCGAGUGAAGUCGUUCUGGCGCUAGAAUACGUACACUCAGUUGGCGUGACUCAUCGCGAUUUGAAACCAGACAACCUUCUGAUCUCCUCAGAUGGACAUUUGAAGCUCGCGGACUUUGGUCUGAGCUUUGUCGGAGCGUCGCGAGACGAUAAUAUCAUCCCGAAAGCGAGCAACGAGAAAUCUCCGCAUCAUCGCUCUGGGAGUAUCAGCUCUGACGCGUUAAGUAGCGAGAAGAAGAUGGCAGUGGGAACUCCGGACUACUUGGCACCAGAAGUUUUGCUCUGCGAAACGGAUGAGAUCUCCCAAUCGGUUGAUUGGUGGUCGUUGGGUAUCAUCGUAUUCGAAAUGCUUUCGGGCGUUCCUCCUUUCCACGCGCCGACACCGGCGGAUAUUUUCGAUAACAUUCUCGCAGGCUACGACGCACACAACGUUGUCGUCACAUAUCCAGAAGAUAUCUCGGAUGAAGCUAAGGAUAUCGUGAAAAGCCUGUUACAUUCCGAACCAGACGUGCGCCUCGGGUCCCUUCUCCUCGGCGGCGCAGAUAGCGUGAAGACGCACCCAUGGUUUACAGAUAUUGACUGGGAUAAUGGCCAUUCAGAGGCUAAUUUUGUUCCCAAUGUUUCUAAUAUUCGUGACACGAGCUAUUUCAUAAAGCGUUCGUCCCAGAGUUCCUCGAGAACUGCCCGGCAAAGUUCCGAAGAGAGUUCAGACAGCGCUGGCGCGAACACCGUCGACAAUGAAUACGGAAGCUCCUCAUCGCCGCUCCGUUCACCAAAGGGCGGUUCCACUCUGAGAGAAAGAAGUAGAGAACAUACGUUCGAGUCGUACGAUAGUGGCGAGGAAGAUGACGUGGUUAUCGAUGAUGACGUGUACGAGGAAGAUUUCGGGGAUUUUAACUUCAUCAAUUUAGCCGAACUCGCUCGCAUGAAUUUGACGAGCGAAGGAAGUGGUCACGCAUAG